AUGUCGGGAACAAUGGCCCUUGGGAAUUUGAUUCUCGGAGCAGCAAUUUUGUUAGCAGGUUUGAGUCCCAUUAAAGCUUUAAACAUGUUGACAUGCUCGGGAAUUGCUUCAUUUUGUGAUAGAACAUGUGCCAAGUAUCAUGUCAGUGUGGACUUUGCAUCAGGCUCAGCAAAACGAAGUGACGAAACAGGCUUCAGACCAUAUGAAGAGACGGCGAAGAUUGUUGGCAGCAAAAUGCUUUUGAAAGACAUUGGAAAGUUGUCACCAGCACAACAGACCUCUUGGCUUGAGGCAUUCCACAAAGUUGUUUGCCAUUUUGCUCCAAAAUUUGUACACUAUGAACAUCCUCAGAUGGAAGCAAGGUUGUGUCUGGCUGCCUUACAUUUCAACGAGAAUGCUAAUCGGGCACAGGCAACAAAAAAGGAUGGCACACCGCAAUAUUCUGUAUUGUUUCAAAGAGGGCGUGAAACUGGAGUUGCGAAAGAAGUCAAAGUUGAAAUGACUUAUGAUUAUGUUCGUGAGCUUAUGGCAGAAGUUCUUCUUACCCACGAAGUAUGAAUUUAAUUAUCCAGCAUUAGCCUACAAAAAUUCCACUGGAAUUGUAUCGACAGAAGAAAAAAACGACAUUCUUGGUCAUGAUACAGGAAACACUGAUAAAGGAUGAAGUUAUUGUACCCCCCGACAACAAAGUUGUAAGGGGGGGUAUAUUGGUUCCAGGUUGUCUGUCCGUCCAUCCGUCUGUCUGUAGACACAAUCUUGUGUGCACCAACUCUCCUCAUUCCCUUGACACAAUUUAAUGAAACUUCACACAAGUGUUCAGUAACAUUUGUAGUUGUGCAUGGUGCAUGUUAGGUUAUUUCAGAAAAAAAAACAUUGCAGAGUUACGGGACUUUGAUUUUUGUUACUAUACUAUAUACAUACAGUCUGCAUAUGCAAUCUUGUGCGCACCAACUCUCCUCAUCCCCUUGACACAAUUUAAUGAAACUUCACAAAAGUGAUCAGUAACAACAGUAGUUGUGCAUGAUACAUGUUAGGUUCUUUCAGAAAAUUUUUUUGCAGAGUUAUGGGACUUUGUUUUUUGUUACUAUACUAUAAACAUAGACACAAUCUUGUGCGCACCAACUCUCCUCAUACCCUUGACACAAUUUAAUGAAACUUCACAAAAGUGAUCAGUAACAACAGUAGUUGUGCUUGAUGCAUGUGAGUUCUUUCAGAAUUUUUUUUUGCAGAGUUAUGGGACUUUGUUUUUUGUUACUAUACUAUAUACAUAGACACAAUCUUGUGCGCACCAACUCUCCCCAUCCCCUUGACACAAUUUAAUGAAACUUCACACAAGUGAUCAGUGACAACAGUAGUUGUGCAUGAUGCACGUUAGGUUCUUUCAGAAAAAAAUUUGCAGAGUUAUGGGACUUUGAUUUUUGUUUCUAUACUAUAUACAUACAGUCUGCAUAUGCAAUCUUGUGUGCGCAUAAUCUCCUGAACCCAUGCACACAACUUAAUGAAACUUAACACAAGUGAUCAGUAGUAACCCUAGUUGUGCAUGAUGCAUGUUAGGUUCUUUCAGAAAAAAAUUCUGCACAGUUAUGGGACUUUGUUUUUUUGUUAAUAUACUAUAUACAUACAGUCUGCAUAUGCAAUCUUGUGCGUGCCUAAUCUCCCGAACCCUUGCACACAAUUUAAUGAAACUUCACACAAGUGAUCAGUACUAACCCUACUUGUGCAUGGUGCAUGUUACGUUCCUUUAGAUAAAUAUUCUGCAGAGUUAUGGGACUUUGUUUUUUGUUACUAUACUAUAUACAUAGAGUCUUUAUACUUACAGUCCAGAUAAUUAUGCAGUCUUGUGUGCGUCAAAUUGCAAUGUAUUGUGUCAGUGCAUGCGGGGGGUACAUUCAUCACCUUCAGUGAUAGCCUGAUAGGUCUAGUUGCUACAUGUACCAUGGAAACUGCAUUUUCAUACAGUUCUAACUGCAUUUUACUGGGUGCAACUUCAGGUUUAUGAGUUUGUCUUUUAUUCAGAGAAUGCUUUGGUGUGUAAAUAAUUCUUUUUUUGUAAAACAUAGUUUGUUUAUCUUUUAUAGAAACUUCUGCAUAGACAGUAAAAUUUGCUGUAAAUGACUUUAAUUUAUUGUACCUGUGUUUUAGUAAAAGAUAUCACAGAUUUUAAUGAUAACUGAAUAUUUAUGUUGAUGUGUAAUUUUAUACUUUGACAGAAUUGGUACCCAUUGCUGUGAAACUGAAGUGCUUAAGAGAAAGUUAUUACUUUCAUGCUUGUGAUAAAACAUAAUGAAGAUGUGCUUGAUUUAAAUUCUAUGUAGUGCUUUACAGACAUUAGGUAUAAAUGCCAGUGACCAAUAAAUUGAUUAUAUAUGUGAUAAGGAGCAGUCAGUUUUGUGUGUAAUUUAACACCUUGAAAAUAAAUGUGUAAAUUGUUUAAAAGAAAAUCCCCCUUUUUGUGCACAUUUAGGAGAAAAAAAUGAGGACAAAAAAAAAAUUCAAAGUUGGCCUUAGAAUUUAAAAAUAAAACAUGAUAAUGGCAAGAAAUAAUUUCAGUCAUGUCACUGAGGAUUCACUCUUGGGGGUCAAGAAGCAAGAGUACAUACCCCUGUCAAGUAUUUCGCCUUGGAAAUUGGUUCAGAUGUUGCUUUAAAAAACAUUGAAAACUUGUUUAUUAUAACUGCUUGUACCUGUUAGCAAGAAUACACAACUCUGUAAAAUGUUUUCUUGGUUUUUUUUGGGAGGCAUAUAGUGAUUGUCCUGUCCUUACGUCCAUCCAUACGAGGUUAACCAAAUGGGACUUUUCGUCUAGCAUCAAUACCCCUUACUAGAAUGACUUGAUACUAAUGCAGAUGUAACCUGUGACUAUUCCUCAUCUUCAAACAUCACCUGACCUCAGUUUGACCUUGACCUUGACCUCAUUUUGGACUUAGGUUGCUUUAUAUGGGCCAUCUCUUGGUUAACCAAAUGGGACCGUUUCAUCUAGCAUCAAUACCGCUUACAAGAAUGAAUUGAUACUAAAACAGAUGUAACCUGUGACCAUUCCUCAUCUUCAGACAUCACCUGACCUCAGUUUGACCUUGACCUCGUUUUGGACUUGGGUUGCUUUGUAUCAACAAGGAUGCCACCGGGGGCAUCAAGCGUUUAUUGAAUG
This is a messenger RNA of Mercenaria mercenaria, 3148 nucleotides long. RefSeq lists its product as uncharacterized. The record is from RefSeq and is a predicted model, not a curated record. NCBI's taxonomy places the organism in Eukaryota, Metazoa, Mollusca, Bivalvia, Venerida, Veneridae. Bases 1 to 558 code for a protein of 185 amino acids. The transcript is spliced from 4 exons.